Cryptomeria japonica (Japanese cedar) is the source of this 687-nucleotide messenger RNA. Its product is annotated as putative dehydration-responsive element-binding protein 2H. Gene Ontology annotation, biological process: regulation of DNA-templated transcription. Bases 8 to 550 code for a protein of 180 amino acids. The record is from RefSeq and is a predicted model, not a curated record. The transcript has a single exon. Lineage: Eukaryota; Viridiplantae; Streptophyta; Pinopsida; Cupressales; Cupressaceae. Gene Ontology annotation, molecular function: DNA-binding transcription factor activity; DNA binding.
AGCAUCCAUGAAAAUGGCAAAAACUGCGAGAGGGCAGAGAGAAAAGAAAGUUUGUGAAAUAUUAGAACGAUGGGAGCGGUUGAAUUCAAGCGACCAAAUGAAAAGAAGAAUAACAAUUCACAAGGGCUCUACAAAAGGGUGUAUGAAGGGAAAAGGAGGGCCUGAAAAUGGGCGGUACAAUUACAGAGGCGUCAGACAGCGUACGUGGGGUAAAUGGGUUGCUGAAAUCAGAAAGCCCGAGAGAGGUAAGCGUCUUUGGCUUGGUACUUUCGACACGGCCCAUGAGGCUGCUCUUGCAUAUGACCGUGCCGCUCUAAUCAUGUAUGGAUCUUUUGCCCGCCUCAAUAAUCCUCCACCUCUUCCUCCUCCAUCUGAGAAUUCAAGUAAUGACUUAAAUUCAAGUACAGAUGGCUGCACUACUUUUGACAUUCAGCAAGGCGAGCUACGUGAGAUUAAUAUAGAAGAGAUUAUGAUGAUGUUUGAUGAAGGAGGAGAUGAGAAAUCGGCUACCGACCUUCCUGCAUCUCUUUUAGACCAGAUUAGUUUGUAAAAUUACAUGGGAAUUCUAUUUUAUGGUGAUCCCUCAUGAUUGUUACUGCAUUCUAUUCAAUGUUUUUCUUCAUUUUUUGUCUACAGCAGAGAAUUUACCGUCAGACAAUGUCAGAGAAAUUGAUUAUUGUGGUCGUU